AUGACAUUCGGUGCAGCGUGUUCUCCUUGUACAGCGCAAUAUGUGAAGAAUGAGAAUGCCGAAAAAUAUCUUUCACAGUAUCCUCGAGCGGUACAAUGCAUUAAGGAGGAACAUUAUGUGGACGAUAUGCUGACGAGUGUGGAAACAGAAGAGGAAGCUACAGAGCUAGCGCACCAGGUGAGCCAAAUUCAUACUAACGCCGGAUUCUCUCUCCACAAUUGGCUUUCAAAUAGCAGCAAAGUAAUGAUGACGGUAAAAGGAAACCAGGAAGCCGGAAAGGAGAUGGAUUUCGAAUCGUGCCUGAAACCCGAGAAGGUGCUGGGAAUGUGGUGGGACACCACGACGGACAGCUUCAGCUUUAAGCUUUCCCGCGUAAGACACCUUGAGUUGGCACGUAAAGACAAACCGCUAUCCAAAAGGCAAAUGCUUAAAACCCUGAUGUCUAUAUACGAUCCGUUGGGCUUGAUUGCUGGUGUGCUGUUCUAUUUAAAAGUUCUUCUGCAGGAGGUAUGGCGUUGCCAGCUGAGCUGGGACGAUGAAGUCCCCGACGAAAUACGGCGUAAAUGGGAUUUGUGGAUGGAACGAUUGCCGGAGCUAGAGAGUAUCGUGAUUCCUCGAUGCUAUCGACAGUUGGUUCCGCUACCUGAAUUGUCCCUGCAGCUUCAUGUGUUCGUUGACGCGGGUGCUGACGGAUAUGCGGCGGUCGCGUAUUUCCGCUUCGAGUAUGAAGGAAGGAUUGAAGUAGUUCUGGUUGGAUCAAAGGCAAGAGUAGCACCACUUAAAUACUUAUCCGUUCCUAAGCUAGAAUUGCAGGCCGCCGUCAUGGGAUGCAGACUAGCCACCGCGAUAGCGGGCGCUCAUCGACAGACCAUUCAUCGCUACUGCUUCUGGACGGAUUCAACAGUUGUGGACUGGCUGAACGCAGAUCAUCGCAAGUACUCGGUUUUCGUAGCACACAGAAUCGCAGAAGUGCUGGAAACGACUUCGACCGACGAAUGGCGAUGGGUCCCAACCACGAUGAACGUAGCUGACGAAGCGACUAAGUGGGCCAAUUUAAAAUACAACCUUGCUUCCGAGCGCUGGUUUCAUGGGCCCGAGUUCCUGCACCUACCGGAGACGGAAUGGAAUAUACCGCAACGAGUGCCAUCGGAGACCCGUGAGGAGAGACGCAAGAAGAAAGCAGCGAAGCUGGUUGGAGUUCACGCAGUGCGCCCGGAAUUCGUCAUCUACGAAAGAUUCUCGCGUUGGACGCGUCUCGUUCGGACAAUGGCCUACGUAUGUCGGUAUGUAAAAAUCGUCAUGAAAUCCGAUUCUCGAUCUACAGGUCCACUCACCCGCGAAGAAGUACAAGCUGCUGAAAAGGCGAUCAUAAGGGAUGUACAGAGGAGUGCGUUUCCUGACGAAUACAAGCUUCUGCAAAAGCACAAGGAAAAUCCUAACGCGACACCAUGGAAGUGCCCGAUAACUCGAAGCAGCUCCCUGUUUAAGCGAAAUCCCUACAUGGACGAGGAAGGCAUCCUCAGGAUAAGCGGAAGGAUCGACCGCUGUCAUUUCGUGGACCUGUCGACGAAGCGUCCUAUCAUUCUACCCGGUAAACACUACGUGACGGAGCUGAUCGUCGACGAUGUGCAUCGCCACUACAAGCACGGCAGCCAGGAAACCGUGGUCAACGAAGUAAGGCAACGAUACGACGUACCAGCGCUGAGAUCG
Anopheles moucheti is the source of this 1710-nucleotide messenger RNA. RefSeq lists its product as uncharacterized. The annotation marks the transcript as partial. The record is from RefSeq and is a predicted model, not a curated record. NCBI's taxonomy places the organism in Eukaryota, Metazoa, Arthropoda, Insecta, Diptera, Culicidae. The transcript has a single exon.